AUGGUCCCACGUCUGAGCCGCUACCAGCCCAUCCAACACCUUCAUGUCCAAUGUUCUGGAAAUGGCCCGACACCCCUUAGCCUCCAGCGGCUCGCUUCUUGUCUCCAGUCAGUAGUGUCGCUCUUGGAGUGUCCAGUCUGCCUGGAAACCAUCCCGCCUCCAGCCUUCCAGUGCUGCAAUGGUCAUACUCUGUGCGGGGUCUGUCGCUCGCUCACAGAUCGCUGUCCUGUGUGUCGGGUAGCCUUGGGACCCAGAGGGCGCUGUCUGCUAGCCGAUAAGCUGCACAUGCUCUUCGCCGCCACCUUCCUCCAGUCCGGCGGAAAGAAACAAAAACGCUCCAAGGCUUGGACACGACAGCAACUCCCGACACUACAUCUACCCUCGCGCUUGCUGCCUCGCAUUGUUCCUACCCCCUCCGUGGAGCGCACCCCUAGGCCGACCCAGCAGCUCUACAACUGCCCCCUGGACUCUUGUGGGUCCGUAGUCAAAUCCUGUGAUCUCUUGUCUCACCUGCAGCACCAUGGAGACGGCCCUUUGGUGCAGUACUUCUGCAAGGAGUCCUCCACCUUUUUACGGUUCCCUGUAACGCGUCUUACCACCAUAACUCUUUCACAGACUCUGACGUUUGUGCUUCAUGUGACCCCACACCCGGUAGCCAGCUGUCUUCUUCUCUGGCUGUGGAUCGCAUCCGAGGACGCCUCCAGUUACCGCCUCCAGCUGGAGCUUCCAGGACGUGCGGCGGUUCGCGGGCAGGUGUUCCCCCUCUCCUGGACCUCCCAGCAGGUCCUCGCCCUCGCCGCAGACAAAUGUGUAGUUCUCAACGAUGAUGACUUUGAUGCGAACUGUUCGAAAGUGAAAGUUACAAUCCUAUCAAAAUGUGAUUCUACAACGAUAUGAGUUUUAUAACACGACCUUAAAAUCCACUACUACUUUGUGUUAAAAACACUAUGUUUGAAUCUAGUAUUUGUUCAGUUCUAAUUAUAUUGUAUGUAGUAUGAUAAUACAAAUAUAAUAUAGAAGGACACUGUUUUUUUUUAUCAAAUUAGUGACACGCAUUAAAAGACUCAAGCUUUUUAUAGUCCAGUGUAAAUAGUAUUAUUGGCUUCGUUAUUGUGAUAUUUAAUUUAGUUAUUAAAUGUUUUUAAAAUUUU
Messenger RNA from Homalodisca vitripennis (glassy-winged sharpshooter), 1151 nucleotides. RefSeq lists its product as uncharacterized. Gene Ontology annotation, molecular function: ubiquitin protein ligase activity. The coding region runs from base 1 to 897 and encodes 298 amino acids. Gene Ontology annotation, cellular component: cytoplasm. Lineage: Eukaryota; Metazoa; Arthropoda; Insecta; Hemiptera; Cicadellidae. The record is from RefSeq and is a predicted model, not a curated record. The transcript is spliced from 4 exons.